AUGGGACUGUUGGCCUUUGACCUCGCCAUAACCCUCUACAGCAUAUGGGCUAAGAUCCCUGGCACCGUCCUACCAAUCUAUAAUGAGGCUUUCCUUGUUGCCUUCACCGAGCUGAUUGUUCUCAUUCAGCCCAUGCAGAUCUUACUUUCUGUGUAUCCUGCCGAAGAGUUUGCAAUAUGCAACAUACCCCAGAACAUCUCUGACCGGAGCGUCUGCAAGUGGGCUGCGGGCCUCUUUGGACUGCAAGAAACAGACUUUCCCAGCCUCUAA
This is a messenger RNA of Colletotrichum spaethianum, 270 nucleotides long. RefSeq lists its product as uncharacterized. The record is from RefSeq and is a predicted model, not a curated record. The transcript has a single exon. NCBI's taxonomy places the organism in Eukaryota, Fungi, Ascomycota, Sordariomycetes, Glomerellales, Glomerellaceae. Bases 1 to 270 code for a protein of 89 amino acids.